Molecule: messenger RNA, 2415 nt
Organism: Oryza brachyantha (malo sina)
Lineage: Eukaryota; Viridiplantae; Streptophyta; Magnoliopsida; Poales; Poaceae
Product: squamosa promoter-binding-like protein 12
Exons: 8
Coding region: 656-2071 (471 amino acids)
Cellular component (GO): nucleus
Molecular function (GO): DNA binding
Source: RefSeq, a predicted model, not a curated record
CAAAAGGAGUGUUCUUUCUUUCAUAGGGUUGCUGCUGCUGCUGCUGCUGCUGCUUUUGAGGAGUGGAGUAGUUGAAGCAGUAGUAGUAGUAGUAACUGAUCUGAUGAUAUGGUGAGGAGCUAGUUGCAGCUGUUUGUUUUUGAGUAUUAUUGGAGUGUCAGGGAAGGGCAUGUGCCUGGCUGCUCUAGGAGGAGGCAGCCCUCCACUGGGCCUCACCUUCCUCACUGCCCUCCUCUUACUGUUCAACCCCAGGCUCAGCUCAGGUGGGGUUUUGGGAGAUAGUUAGGGGGAAAGGUUGCCAUCUUGUGUGUGUUGGAUCUUUGUAGAAUAUAACGAGAUAACGAUUCUCUCAGCGAAAGGAGGUGAGAUUCUUGAUUUCACAUCAGAUUGGAAGGUUUAAAUAGCGGGUGGUUGCGGUGAUGAAUGGGGCCAGCCUUGAUGGGGUUGAUGCUGUCGUCUUUUAGGUCAGGGAAGCAAGUGGGCUAGGAUCUUCCCAAGUCGAGCUGAUCUUGAAGUUCAUGCAUGGUGAUGCUGAUUGAGACCAAGAUUUGCAGCGAGAGGAAGAAUCCACUGUGUUCCUUUUCUGGCAGAAAGGAGACUUGAGAUUUGCAAUAUAUACAAAGCUUGAGCAGCAGUUCAAAUCCUUAAUUCGGUUAUGGCUUCUUUUGGGAUGAAUAACUGGAAUCAGAAGAGCCCCAUGUUCUGGGAUUGGGAAAAUCCAGCACUGUUUGGUCCGAACUCAAUGGAAAAUUCCAAGAUCGUACCUCACCCUGAAUCUAGAGGUGUGGUUGUCGGUGCUGCAAAUCAUGGAUCCACCAAUUCAUCAUCCGGUGGCAUGUUCACUUCCAGCUCGGAGCUAGCCAAUGGUUCAUCCAAGAGCUCCCUGUCGGCGUCGUUUGAUUCUUCAUCCAAGCUGGGGAAUAGCUUAGAGUUCAGGUUUGCUUCUGUCAAAGGGCAUGGCAAGAACACGAGCAAGGAUGGGGAGGCUGCUCGAGUUGAAGACUCAGGCACUUCUCCAGCCGUGGCAGUCAGCCAUGGCGAGCCGAUAAUAGGCCUGAAGUUAGGAAAGAGGACUUACUUCGAAAAUGUUUGUGGAGGGCAGAAUGUCAAGAGCUCUGCAGCUUCAGGUGCGACCUGUCCAUCUACUGUGGCCAAGAAGGCAAAGGCGUCUCAGCAGAACACACAAAGUUCAUACUGUCAAGUUGAAGGCUGCAAGGUUGAUCUGUCCACUGCGAGAGAAUACCAUCGGAAGCACAAAGUCUGUGAAGCUCAUUCUAAGGCUCCAAAGGUUACUGUUUCUGGUCUGGAGCGCCGUUUUUGCCAACAGUGUAGUCGGUUUCAUGGUUUAUCUGAAUUUGACCAGAAAAAGAAAAGCUGUCGCAGGCGUCUCUCUGAUCAUAAUGCACGAAGAAGGAAACCGCAACAAGAGACAAUUUCAUUUGGUUCAUCAAGGCUCGCCACAAUGUUCUAUGAUGCAAGGCAGCAGACAGAUAUCUACUUUGGCCAAUCUCCUUUUGGCCAAGUGAGAAGCAAUGCAAUUUCUUCAUGUGAUAACCUGGGAGGCUUCAAGUUUACAGAAGCAAAACUCCCCUGGAUGAAGCCAAUGAAAACUGUAGGCCUUGAGGAGCUACAUUUUUCUACACUGCAGAUGCCAAACAAUGUUGUGGCACAAACGGUGCAUCAUCACGAUUUUGAUGGGCUCAUUCCAUUCAAGGGAAACACCACGAAAGUCCUCAACAAAGGUGUGGAAACUUCUGCCGUCGUCUCCUCCAACUCGAAUGGAGCACCGGAUCUUCGGCGUGCUCUCUCUCUUCUGUCAAGCGAUUUCUGGGGUCCGGCCGACGUCCAGCCAAGCUCCCAGGUUCAUCCCGGCGGAGUGAUGCCGCCCCUCGCCACCGUCGCCGCCCCGACGAACCCUGCGAAUGUGAUGCACCAUGCUCUGCACCACCCAUCCCCGGGAGGAUUCUGGCAGGACGACGAGCCGCCGCCCCCGCUCGAUCAUGCCGCGCAGGUCCAGGCGUUCAUGCACCUCGGCAGCAGCAGCGACUCCGGCUAUGGCCACCUGCACUGAUGCUGCUGCGUCUCCUGGGGAUUUUAGCCUCUGCACCAUCUCAUUAAGUCUGAGAAAGAACAUCUGGUGAGGUGUUAAGACUGAAGAAUUCGCAAUAAAUUUCCCUUGGCUGUUUUUAGUUUUUACCAUUCAGAACUGCCAUUAUAUCAGAACUGCUGUUGGGCUAAUUCGUGGAUGAUCAUGAGAUGAUUUGUUUCAGCAAUCUGGAUUUGGCACUAUAAUCUGUACUCUUCUGUUGCUCUGUUCAUCUAGACUAAGGGCCUGAUUGGGAGAGCUUCUCCCAACUGCAGCUUCUUUCAAAAGUUGCUUCUGUCAGAAACUGCCCCAAACGGUCAGCUUCUGAG